Molecule: messenger RNA, 1968 nt
Organism: Ctenopharyngodon idella (grass carp)
Lineage: Eukaryota; Metazoa; Chordata; Actinopteri; Cypriniformes; Xenocyprididae
Gene: ddo
Product: D-aspartate oxidase
Exons: 5
Coding region: 487-1503 (338 amino acids)
Molecular function (GO): D-amino-acid oxidase activity; FAD binding
Source: RefSeq, a predicted model, not a curated record
CUAGCCCGUCCUUGCGUUUGCGCAUGUGCAUGUGCGUCAUAUUUUAUUGCUGAAUGCACUUGAAAGGUUUUAAGGAAGAUUCGUCUUUGUGAGCCACCAUACGCCCCCUGGAGGAACAGCGAUAUUUGUCACCCAGUGUUGUGCAUUUCAAACAGCGCCUCUGUUGUGCUGGCGACGCAUUACAUCACACACUAACAAUAGCGCACUUUUAUUUAUAACUCAAGGAAUAGCGUAACUGUGUUACAUAAUGUUGUUCUGUUAGCAGUCAAAACCAUUUGUUGUACACUAAUAUGUAACUAGUAUUUUAAAUAUUCGCAUCUGUGCUUCAUCUGUAACAGAAAAAGACACAUGAAACUCAAUUUCCCAUGAUGCGUUUUAAUAGGACAAACAUAACAGUCCGAGCCUUGUGCCAGAGUGUGUAAUAAUUCAGACUCUGAGGUUUUGGCUUGUUUGUUAAAGCAGGUCUCAUUAGGUUGGAGCUGAGAGAUGCAGCGUGUGAAAGUGGUGGUGGUCGGAGCAGGUGUGGUGGGUUUAUCCACGGCAGUGUGUAUCGCUCAGGCGCUUCCAUAUUGUUCUGUAACUGUUAUUGCUGAGAAGUUCUCGCCUGACACCACCAGUGAUGGAGCUGCUGGAAUCCUCCUACCGACUGAGUUUCCUGACAUCCCUCUUGAACGGCAAAAGCGUUGGUUCAAGGAGUCAUUUGAUCAUCUUCUGGCCAUUGCAUAUUCCCCACAAGCCGCAGAUGCCGGCGUGUACUUGAGCUCCGGGUACCACAUUUUCAAGGAUGUACCCUGUGACAAAAAGCCCUUCUGGGCAGAUUUGGUGUUUGGAUUUAGAAACAUGUCGGAUCAAGAAGUGAAGCUUUUCCCUAAUCAUAAGUUUGGACAAGCGUUCACCACAUUAAAGUGUGAAUGUCUCAGCUACUUGCCAUGGUUAGAAAAAAGGUUUAGAGCAGUUGGAGGUCAGAUCCUUCAUGAAAAGGUGACUGAUCUUUAUAAACUGGCCCUGAAUUACGAUGCCAUCAUUAACUGCUCAGGCGUUGGUUCACGUUUUUUGGUGAAGGAUGAGGAGGUCUAUCCAGUUCGAGGGCAAAUGUUGACGGUUAGUGCUCCUUGGCUGAAGAACUUCAUACGAGAUGGAGAUGGCAAGACCUACAUCUACCCUGGCAUCAGGUACGUCACCAUUGGAGGCACACGGCAGGUGGGCGACUGGCGGAUGGAGGUGGAUAAAGAGGACAGCGAGGGGAUCCUGGAGCGCUGCAGCCGGCUGGAACCAUCCCUGCGAGUGGCUCAGGUGAUGGGCGAGUGGGUGGGACUGCGGCCAGGCAGGGCGAACCUACGGGUGGAGCGGGAAUAUUUGCAUGUACGAGGCCGCCAGGUGCCUCUGGUGCAUAACUACGGUCAUGGUGGCUGUGGCGUUACUCUGGCCUGGGGGACGGCACUGGACUCACUCGAUCUGCUGAGACAGAGUCUGUUUGAUAAACCGCCUCAAGCCAAACUGUGAAUCUGCUGUGUCUUACACUUAUCAACUUAUGAUACUGACAUCUUUGCAUUUGUGCAUGAGAAAUAGCACUUUAAUCUUGAUAGAUAAAUCUGAUAUAAUUUUGCAUCUAAUAAAAAAAAAAAAUUAUAUAUAUAUAUAUAUAUAUAUAUAUAUAUAUAUAUAUUAUAUAUAAUAAUUAUAUUAUAUGAAUAAUUUCUGUAUUACUCAUUUGUUAAUUUCUACUUUAUCAGUUUGUAGGCUGUUUUCAAUAUGGAGGUAAAAUGCAUUUAAUCUUGAAGAUAAAAUGUGGAAAUUGUUUGUUGAAAUAUUUUUAUAUACCAGUUUAAAUGCUGUAAGUCAGUGUUUGAAAAGGCUUUAUUUGUGUCAUUCAAACUUCACCUUUAUCAACUUUAAUGACCUUUAUCUAAAAUUUACUUAUAUAAUUGAUCUCAAAAUGUCAGUGACACUAAAUAUUUUUAUGAAGAA